CUGCGCUACCCAAGUUCAUUUUUUCAUUUUUGCUUCAGGGGUAUCUAUCUUACUGGCGCCAGCAUCCUUGGAGGUGGUGUCAAAGCCCCUCGUAUUCGGACCAAGAAUCUGAUCAGCAUCAUCUUCUGCGAAGCCGUGGCUAUUUAUGGUAUCAUUAUGGCGAUUGUCAUCGGAAAUCAGAUUGAGUACUUUAAUCCGGAAAAGGCCUCUGAGGCCGUUCUCCGGGCCAACUACUUGGCUGGCUUUGCCAUGUUUGGCGGCGGUUUAACGGUUGGCUUUUGCAAUCUUGUCUGCGGCAUCUGUGUGGGCAUGGUGGGAUCAGGCGCGGCACUUGCCGACGCCGCCAAUCCGUCGCUCUUCGUGAAAAUUCUUAUUAUUGAGAUUUUCGCCAGUGCUAUUGGACUCUUCGGUGUUAUUGUCUCCAUCAUACAGGUAAGUACUCCCCAAACCUGUUUGCCUGGCUAUGAGCGCGAACCCUCCAGAAAAUCAGAAUGUAUUAUUGUUAUUAUUCCUGACAUUGAUGAUGAUCAUCGAGUCGGGAAAAUCGUAGAUAGGUCAACAUCAGUCUAA
Messenger RNA from Dibothriocephalus latus, 570 nucleotides. The record is from the annotation of a GenBank genome assembly. NCBI's taxonomy places the organism in Eukaryota, Metazoa, Platyhelminthes, Cestoda, Diphyllobothriidea, Diphyllobothriidae.